Messenger RNA from Cornus florida, 1446 nucleotides. RefSeq lists its product as uncharacterized. The transcript has a single exon. NCBI's taxonomy places the organism in Eukaryota, Viridiplantae, Streptophyta, Magnoliopsida, Cornales, Cornaceae. The record is from RefSeq and is a predicted model, not a curated record. The coding region runs from base 1 to 1446 and encodes 481 amino acids.
AUGGCAGAUACAGACUCUCUCAUGAAAAUACAAAGACUAGGCUCACAAUUACCACCAGACUAUGCAAACCAGAGUAAGUUUUUCACUCAUUUCAUUUACAAAGCUGUAUUUUUCACAAUUUUUCUAGUUGUAAUUCCUCUGUUCCCUUUAGAAACUCCUGAAUUUAUCAGCACAACACUUCAAACCAGGAGUUGGGAGCUCCUUCAGAUUACUUUUGUAGGUAUUGCCAUCUCUUAUGGCCUAUUCAGUAAGAGAACCGACGAAACAGAGAAAGAGUACAGCUCGAAAUAUGAUAGUGCACAAUCCUUUAUGUCUAGAUGUCUUCAGGUUUCGUCGGUUUUUGAUGAUGAGACUGAAGGCCAGUAUAAUUUUAAUGACCACAAGGUUCAAACUUGGAAUUCUCAGUACUGCAAGGGUGAGCCAGUGGUUGUAGUAGCUCAACAAAGCUCUGUUCUUGAAGAACAGAGAGGAACCAGCUCUAGAUAUGGCGAAAAGCCGUUGUUUUUGCCAGUUAGGAACUUGAAAUCGCCGUUAGUAGAGUCUGAUGUUAUUGAGUCCACCAAUAGGUCUAGUGUCAAAACUGGUUCUCUUAGAAGGUCUAGUUUAAAUCCGAGUUCAAAUCUUUCUUCAAGCACUUCUACUGAGGAAGAGUUGGAUGGUCCUCCCCUGUAUUCUCUGCCUCCUUCAAUGGAGGAAUCAAGAUCUUUUAGACCCCAAACAUCUUAUUCUCCAACACCAUCAAUAUCUUCAGCAAUGAAGGUAACUCCUUUGCCUUCAUGGCCAAUGGAAACACAAAUCAAGAAUGUUGAAGAUAUGACAAGGAAGAACAAGCUUUAUUACAAGUCUUCAACUCCACCAGCCACUCCACCACCACCACUAUAUAUCCAUAAAUCGCCACUGAUGAAGUCAAAUUCCGGUCUUGAAAACUAUGAGGCCUCUUCUGAGAAGGAACUGAAGCGAAGCGUUUUAAGUGUGCCCAAGGAUUUGAACAGGGCAAGCUCAGGCUCAAAGUCGAGGACAAGAACUCAAAAUGAUGGCUUACUGAUGGCUAGGUCAGUUCGAACAAUUAGAGCUGGUGAGCCAGUUGAUGGCAUGAAUGCAAAGGCAGAGAAGCGAUCAAAAGAAGUCGAAGCAACUGGUGAGUUUUUUCAUGAAAGUGUCCCUGUGGUUUCAAAAUCAACUUUCUCAGAGUAUGGAAUGGAAGAGAAAAGACUUUUUGACAAGGUGGUUGUGGGAACUGAUGAAGAAUCGGAUAGUGAAGCCGGUGACUUUGAAGGAGAUUUGGACAGUGAAGAAGUUGCUUCUAACAAUGUUGGUGAUGGAGGACCAGACGUUGACAAGAAGGCCGAUGAGUUCAUAGCCAAAUUCAGACAUCAAAUUAGGCUUCAGAGGAUUGAUUCAAUCAAGAGAUCGACUACGCAGCUUGCUAGAGAUCCUCUGAGGUGA